CGACAAGGCGGAUUUCGAGCCGAGUCGGUCGUCAAAGUCAACAAUAAUAGCAACGCGCAUGAUGGCGACAUCGGCCAGUUGAGCAGCAGCGAGGAUAUAAAGCGCGUCGUCUCGAGCAAGCAAGCAGCCUCAACACCAGCACAAUGACAGUCCCAACCCCCGCCGUGCCCCUCCCACCCGUCGCCGUGCAAUGGGACGGCGCCGAGCCGUACCUCACCCCACCGACGCGCCCAGAGCUCCGCCUCACGCCAUACCGCGACACUGCGGCCGAGGUCGCCGGCCUCAUCGCGCUCAACAACCACCCCGAGGUGGGCAAGUGGUCCCAUGGCCGGCCGUACCCUUUCACCGAGGACUCAGCGCGCACAAGGCUCGACAAUAACCUGUCCAAGCAGGCCGCGGCGGUCGCCGAGCUGCAAGAGAACCCAGAGGCGAAGAUCGCAACGACGCUGUUCAGCGUCAUCCGCUCCGACGAGAGCGACUACAUCGGUGACCUGAUGGCGCGUCCCGUUGAUGAGGCGACGGGGCGCUGGGCCGCAGCGUACGCUGUCCACCCCGACUUCCACAGCCGGGGUAUCGGCACCGCGGCCGUCGCGACCGUCCUCGCGUGGGCGAAGAGCAUGGGCGCGAAGAGCUUCGAGAUUACUAUCGAGACGGCAAACCCGGCCUCCUCGCGCCUCGCGCAGAAGCUCGGCUUCACGCGCGACAAGCUCGAGCUCAUCGACUGGCCCGAGCACCAUGGCGGCGGGCAGCGCGAGGUCGCAACGUGGCAUCAUCCAGGCCACGCUCGCCUCGCAACCAUGGUCUCGUCAGCGCUGAGCACGCCAGGCGUCGGCCCUCCCGCGCCGCCCGUGCACUGGGACGACGCCGCAGACGAGCCGUACCUCGAGCUCAGCGUCCCAGGCUAUCGGGUCACAUCGAACCGCGACACGCCGACCGAGGAGGAUGAUCUGAUUGAGAUCAGCAACCUGCCCGAGGUAUCGCGAUACGCGUUCGUCCGCCCGUUUCCCUAUGACCGCGGGCAUGCGCGCGCGUGGAUCGACAAGUCGCAGGUCACGACGCACGACGCGGUCGCGGCGCUCAAGGCCGACCCGGGCGCCGAGGUGGACACAUCGCCCUUCUGCGCGAUCCGCGACGCGGCCGGCCGGCUCGUCGGCGACGUGGGCAUCUGGUCCGACAGCAACGAGACGCGCCCGUACGCCCGCUCGCUGGGAUACACGCUGCACCCGAAGCUGCACCGGCAGGGCAUCGGCUUCGCGGCCGUCGGCGCCGUGAUCGCGUGGGCGCGCGCCAAGCUGCAGGGUGUGAAGGUGCUCGACGCGGGCAUCGAGGAGGACAACACGGCGUCGCAGGCGCUAGCGACCAAGCUCGGCUUCACCAAAGUGCUCACCAAGACGGUGAGCUGGCCCGAGGACAAGGGCGGGGGCACGCGCGAGGUCGGCAGACAAGAAUGCACCAAUGACGUCGGUCGGUCGAUCCUGCGGGCGGGCGGUGAUGAACCGCUAAGCAACGGCUACAUGACUGCUGGCGUGCAGUGGGACGACACAACAGGCGAGCCGUACCUCGACCUGCCGGGGCACCCGGGGGUGCGCAUUACGCCGUACCAUGACACGCCGGCGGAGGAGGACGCGUUGAUUGAGAUCAGCAACCUGCCCGAGGUCGGGCGGUGGUCGUACGGGCGGCCGUACCCCGACUACACGCGCGCAGACGCAAGAGAACGGCUGGACGAGCUCGUCGCCCCACAAGCCGCCACCGCUGCAGCGCUCCGCGAGAACCCAGCAGCAGUGGUCACCACGUGCCCGUUCGCAGUGGUGCGCGACGACACCGGCGCCUACCUCGGCGAGGUGUACGUCUGGCCCGACAACGAGCGGGAGGGGUUCCUAGAGCUCUCGUACUCGCUCUUCCCGCGGGUGCAAGGGAGGGGACUCGGCGCAGCAGCCGUGCGCCGCAUCGUCGAGUGGGCCGGCCCCGCGCUCGGCGCGCACACGGUAGAAGCGAUGGUGGAGACGGUCAACGCGCCCUCUAACGCGCUCAUGGCCAAGCUUGGCUUCUACAAGGCUGAGGUGCGGGCGGUGCGCUGGCCUGAGGAGAAGGGCGGCGAGGAGCGCGAGUGCGCGUUCUGGCGGCGGGACUUCCCUGCCCCACAGAUGCAUGCUUCCAUCGGCUACUACGAGUCGGCGAGGCAGUCUUGGCAAGCUGCUCGCCGCGCGACAUCGGCGGCACGCAUGCGCACGCCGGCGGCCAGCGUGGCCGACCCCACGACAAGUGGCGGUAGAAUCCCGGCCGAGAUACUUGCCUGGGGCAACUAA
Vanrija pseudolonga is the source of this 2306-nucleotide messenger RNA. RefSeq lists its product as uncharacterized. NCBI's taxonomy places the organism in Eukaryota, Fungi, Basidiomycota, Tremellomycetes, Trichosporonales, Trichosporonaceae. Bases 144 to 2306 code for a protein of 720 amino acids. The record is from RefSeq and is a predicted model, not a curated record. Gene Ontology annotation, molecular function: acyltransferase activity, transferring groups other than amino-acyl groups. The transcript has 12 exons.